This is a messenger RNA of Ciona intestinalis (vase tunicate), 957 nucleotides long. NCBI's taxonomy places the organism in Eukaryota, Metazoa, Chordata, Ascidiacea, Phlebobranchia, Cionidae. The record is from RefSeq.
AUAUAGUUUAUACAGGAUAAACUAUAAAAACUGUUAAGUCAAUAACACAUUUGUCAUGAAUUUGGUUUUCGUCGGAUUUUACUUCUUACUGGCACUGAAACAAGGUAUAGGUUUAAAAACGGUAAAAGAUAUUCCCGAGCAGUUUAUAGCUGAAUUUGAAGGUGGGCAUAAGCAAAAAAGAAGUGUCGUCACAGGCACUGUGCUCACAGCCAGUGAAAUUAAAGUGGCUGUUGACAAACAUAAUGAAUAUCGAAGAAUUGUAGUUCCAUCUGCGAGUAACAUGCUAGAAAUGGUCUGGGAUCCUGAGCUAGGAAAAAUGGCCCAGGAUUAUUCAAGAACGUGCACUUACGCCCAUAGCUCGGGUAGACGAACCAGCAAUUUUACUUGGGUUGGAGAAAAUCUAUAUCUCCGUUCAAACGAAUGGAGUGCGACUAAAGUGUUGGAAGAUGCAAUCACCGGUUGGGACAAUGAAAAGAAGGUCUACACCUACAGUUCAAAAGCAUGUAGUAGGGUAUGCGGGCAUUAUACACAGACGGCGUGGGCAGAGAGUUAUGCUGUAGGAUGUGGGGUAACGACCUGUUCAAAUGUCACCGUCGGUAGUAAAGUUUGGUCCACUGCUCAAAUUGUCGUGUGUAACUACGGACCAGGAGGUAACAUCAAAGGUAAACACCCUUAUAUUAGUGGGAGCCCUUGUUCUGCUUGUCCAAAAGGCUAUGGCUGCAAAAAUGGCUUGUGUUCACUCUCUGCUGAUUCGAACAUGCUUAAAGGACUCACGAGUUUUAUGCUCACUGCUACUGUUUUUGCUAUGUUGUAUACAACUGUAUAAUAUGAAUUACACUCUCCGCACUUAUGUAUUAAAACUUGUGUCGAUUUGUUAUAGUAAUUGCAGUGAAACAAUUUUAAAAUGUGCCCUGUUUUAAAAAUAACAACGUACAGAAAUAAACUAUUGUUUUACUU